Molecule: messenger RNA, 2268 nt
Organism: Laccaria bicolor S238N-H82
Lineage: Eukaryota; Fungi; Basidiomycota; Agaricomycetes; Agaricales; Hydnangiaceae
Exons: 8
Coding region: 1-2268 (755 amino acids)
Source: RefSeq, a predicted model, not a curated record
AUGACUGAUCAAGCAGCACGUGAGGCAACCCAGUCUUCAGGCAUCGCCUACCCCUCUGCUUAUCAGAAAGACUACGAUUUCAGCACGCCCUUUCUCACACCAUUUUUUCACGACUACGGCAUCUCGCGCUGCAAUCUACAUCUCAUACUAGCUACCAUGAACCAUGAAAACCACGAAAACAACUCUGGAGAUGUUAACCAAAGGACCAUCGCCGCUCAGAAACUUGUGGAUGAUGUCGUCAACCAACGGUCUCCUUACGACCUCUUCAUGGAGAAUCUUAGGGCGAUCAGGAUAUCUUCGGUGGAAGGGGAGGACUACGUUCAACAGGUCAAUGAACGUAUGCGGUUACAAGGUGACGGAGGAGGUUCUGCACAACCAUUGCCAGCUUGGUUGAAUGUGUCUUCCUCUACUCAACCUUCCCAUGCUGAGAAUCCUUCAGCUCAUCCAUCAUGUUCAUCCACCCCUGAGGGACUUACUGCCGAAGAACUCCUCCAAUUCAAAGAACAUCGACAAGAACUUCUCAAGCGUCCAAACUCUACUAAUCAAGGACCGAACGAUGUUUCCGAAGACAUCGCGUGGGCACUUCUUCGAGCAAAAAUCAACCAGACUCAUUCAGCACUCGGAACUCAGCCCACGUCCUAUCCUUUGGACGACAUCAUCAAACUUCUUAAUGUCUCGCCUUCCUCCUCUGCCACUAUCCCAGCCUCGGUUUUAUCAGCAGCACCUCACCUCUCUGCUCUCUCGGAGCACACAUUUCUCGACUCUCACCUACAAACGACAUGGAAGCUUUGUCAAUCGUUCAACUCCAACAAAGCUAUUGACCCAAUCAUCGACCUCAUGCAACUGCAGCCUCUCGUUGACCCGAUCCCUCGUCCCUUGUGGCGAGCUAUCAUCCAAGAUCAAUAUGUCGAUUUCGAAAAGCUGCACGCUUCGAUGGAUCAGGGGUUUAGUCACAACGACGAUGCGAAGGAUUUUGCAGGGGGUUUUUCAUUGGUACGGAAGGAUCAGUAUUCGGCUAGGAAAGUGGUUAGGAAUGAGGCGGAAUGGGCUCAGGUUUUUCAAGCAUGGAAAGCAGGCGUUGUUUUAUUGUAUCCACAUCGCCUCAAUGAGCUCAAUACAUAUCAAGAUAUGGUUAUUGAGCUUUUUCGCACCGCUCCCUAUGAUCCGUUUGUCACUAUCAAUGUCGACGCUGAGGCCCGUGACCGAUACGCUUGCAGUCCUUAUCAGAUGGACGACCGCAGUCGCUUCCAACUCCCACUUCUAUCACAGAUGCUGCGAAAACGCGAGGCUACCGAUACUAUGGGCCCGUUGAAACGUGCUGCAGAAAGCACAAAGCUCGAGACCACGAAACGUGCCUCUCUUCUCUCGAAGCUCGCCAUGGAAAAGGACCUAGCACAAGCCACGCGGAAAGCAGAGGAGGCAAUUCUGGAAGGUCCUAAGGCCUUGCCUCGAAACUCGACGAAACGUCAAUCUGACACCAUAAUUGACCCCCCUCGUUUUCGUCGACGACUUGUUUGGUGCAAUAAUCAUUCUAACACUAUAUCUCCUUCUGCCCUUUACACCGAAACCACUCCUCCUUUUCAUUCACCACCCAUCCAUCUUAUCAACGACCCUGACAUCCAAUCAUCUCUUAGCGCUAUGAAAGACUCCAUUAAACAUGACAAACCACGAGUAGUCACCGACCAUAGCAGCUCAGGUUUAAACAACAGGAUUCCAAGAUCUGAGGGCCAUGUUUCAUACGACGACAUGCAUUCUUUUGGUCAGGUUCUACGCGAAGCCCGAGCUGCUCACCUUCAACAAACUCUAAUAACAUUCAAAUCAGACGUCGCGUCUGCUUUUCUCAAUCUUCCCGCUCACCCUCUCUGGCAGCUCUGUCAGGUUGUGAAGGUUGACGACAAACUUUACAUUGUUCAACUUCUGCUUCUAUGGGAAAGCAUAUCCUGCCCUUUUGAGGAUAAAAAGCAAGAUCACGGCGAAGUUUUAAAAAUCAUCGGAUUUUACAUUGACAUCAAUCGCGGCACUAUCACCCUUACACCAGACACGAUCACUGACAUUAUUUCUAAGAUCCACUUAUUCCUCGCUACCACUGAUCGACAACUGCGACUUCGUGAUUGGCAACGACUUGGGGGGCAUUUGAAUUGGCUACUCAAUGUUCUUCCCUGGGGCCGUCCGGCUCUAAAUGCUAGCCUUACAACUAGUGUUCGCAAGUUCAGUUCAGUCCGGUUUUUUGACCCCAAAACGCGCAACCGUGGACCGCAACCGGUCUAG